Molecule: messenger RNA, 1581 nt
Organism: Cyphellophora attinorum
Lineage: Eukaryota; Fungi; Ascomycota; Eurotiomycetes; Chaetothyriales; Cyphellophoraceae
Exons: 3
Coding region: 1-1581 (526 amino acids)
Source: RefSeq, a predicted model, not a curated record
AUGACCGCCCCAUCGCGGUCGUUACGGCCCAUCCAGAAACGCACAGUCGUCCUCGAGGCCCGGCAAUCGAGUCCACCUCGAGACGGCAAUGGCGGCGGAGGCGGAGGCAGCAACACCAUUCUGAUCAUUUGGUUCCCCAAGGGUCCUUUACUGAUAUGCUUGUCCCCAGGUCGCGGUAGCAGUCGUCGCCCUUAUCAUUAUCCUCACCCUAACGUGGACAUACCUCCGCCGCAAACGUGCCCGGGGUCAGACACCGUGGAUCAUCCUGGCUUUCUCAAGAAGCGCUGGGAGGCCUGGAAGCCCCGCGAAAAAUACUCUUCUCUCAACAACUCGACACGGACCAGCCUCAACGUAAACACUACGUACAGCGCCCACGAGACCGAAGAGCGAGCUGCUACUAAUGCCGCGGCGGCCGGCGUCGAUCGGAACACUUCCGUGCGCUCGGUGAUGACGCUGCCCGCCUACUCGCACUCCCCACGAGACGAGGAGCAAGUUUUGGGCCGUGAAGGAGAGCGUGAGGGAAUGGACACAGUUGUCGAGUUCCCGGAGACCCACGAUGAGGAAGAGAUACGGCGGGAGGAACAGAUGGAGUCGUUGUAUCAGAUCCGGCUGCAACGGCGGCGAGAGAUCGCGGAGCGGGAGGCACGCAGGCAGGAGCGGAGGGAGGCUCGGGAAGCUGGCGAUACUGCCCGACUGGAGCAAUUGCGGCGUGAUUCGCGGGCGAGAGCGAACAAUCAGAGCACCAACUCGCUCAACGGCGGACUGAGCGUCUCAGCUGCGACGAUGGUCGCAGAGCACCAGUCUCGUAGUCGGGAUCGCAGGACCUCGAGUGUGGCGUACGCAAAUGUAGGGCAAGUGCGCCAUGACGGGACGCGAAUACGCGCGAACAGUUCCGAAUCGGAGCGUGGUGGGUUGUUAGAUAAUGCGGCACCGAUGGGCGAUGAUGGAAACUCACUACAUCCAUCGAUGACCACAGGACGACCUUCGACUGGCCGCGAACGAUCCGGGUCCUCGGCUUUGAGUAUCUCCACAAUGGCAUCGGACGUUGAGAGAGGCGACGCUUCGUCACACCGGCACACCUCCUCCGACGACACAACCUCGGACUCCUCUCCAACAGCGACUCGCUUUACGCCUGAGGGUAGCACAGAAGGGGAGAACGAUAUCGGCGAGGCUCGCAUCCCACCUCCAUCGACUUCCAUCACCACGACUGACAUCGCCAACAACAAUACCGACUCGCCGAUGUCCCCGCCUCCAGGCUGGGAAGCACCUCAAGAUUGGGGUGAUGCUCCGGCAUACCAGGAGCGGAUGGCGUCGCUGCGGCGGCAAGCUACAGGUCCCAACAGGACUAACAGCCAGCGUGCAUUCGACGAGAUGAGUCGAGCUUCCACGAUCGAGCCGGCUGGAGCAGCGAGUGGCAGCGCACCGCAGCUGCCGGCCUUGGUGAACCUGCCAAGUAUCAGUGUUGUGGGAGCGAGUCUGCCUGGAAGUCCGGUCAGCCCGUUGGAAGGGGACAGCGGGAGAAGCAGUAGAAGUCCGGUAGGACGAUCGAGAAUGGGUGGGAACGAGGAAUUCAUGUCCUGA